Messenger RNA from Lichtheimia ornata, 1071 nucleotides. RefSeq lists its product as uncharacterized. Bases 1 to 1071 code for a protein of 356 amino acids. Gene Ontology annotation, cellular component: membrane. The record is from RefSeq and is a predicted model, not a curated record. Lineage: Eukaryota; Fungi; Mucoromycota; Mucoromycetes; Mucorales; Lichtheimiaceae. The transcript has 8 exons.
AUGGGGAGCGAUCGCUUUGACAUGGUUGUUGCCUUCCAUCAAUUCUCUUUUUUGGCCACAGGCAUCUUUUCAACACUUGGCGUGCAGUGGUUGUUUUACGCAGGAGCUGCCAGUGGAUCAAGCUUCUUCACACAGUUGUCUGGUUACACUGGAAGUGUGAUGGUUGGCCUUUUGAUCCCAUGGAUGGUAUCACGGCGACGCGCGCUUUAUCAACAUUCGACAUGCCCUUCUGACAAGGAAAAAACGGAUUUCAUGGAUAAUUGUUCUGUGAUUGAGCGCACCGAAAACCACAGCAAAGGUCAAACAGCGGUCGAUGGCCCAGUGAUCCAUACCACAGUCGCCAAGCUUGCAAGUAUUGAUGUCAUUGCUGGAUCCUUUGUCACUCUUGGAUUUUCGCUUAUAGGCAGUGGGAUGUACCAAGUGAUAUUUAGCAGCGUAGUAAUAUGGUGUGCCAUACUCAACUACUUUUUAUUACAUCGUGUCCUAUCCUUUUGGCAAUGGGUAGCCAUCUUUGGUACAAGUGCAGGAUUGACCCUGUGUGCUUUUGAGAAUAUGACUAUGCCACAAGCAGGUAGCAAUAUGUCUGGAGGAUUGGCAUUUGGCACUCUUAUGGCUCUAGGUGGCACAUUCCUUUACGCAUGCAUGUAUGUAUAUGCCGAUUGCAUCCUUUCCAAACAGAAACCACCACCGCUUCCAGUACGCCUAUGCUUCUACAAUGGUCUCUAUACGACAAUGUUUGCCCUCAUAUAUAUCGGGCUAUACACCGUGCCACACUUAGAUGACAUGAUCCAUAUCCAGCCCGAUGUCACUCGUUGGCAAGUUUUUACCAUGUACAGUUUCAUCACCAUCGUCAACGCUACACAUUCUUGGAAUUAUUAUGAGCUAAUUGAUCGUACUGGCAGUGUCGCCACAGGGAUCUUGCAGGCUGUAAGAGCAGUACUUGUGUAUGGUAUCAGCCAUUUGUGGUAUUGCGCAAACGACUCGGCUCAAUGCUUCACCGUAAAGAAGGGAUUUGGAUCCUUACUUGUAAUCAGCUGUGUAUUACUGUACACAUAUGCCAGCAAAAAGUGA